This is a messenger RNA of Dibothriocephalus latus, 264 nucleotides long. NCBI's taxonomy places the organism in Eukaryota, Metazoa, Platyhelminthes, Cestoda, Diphyllobothriidea, Diphyllobothriidae. The record is from the annotation of a GenBank genome assembly.
AUUGAAGAAUACACCACCUUGGUUCAGCAGCACAGCAGUCUCAGUGUCCGCCGUCAAAACCCCCUGACAGUCCGCAAGGUCAAACAGGUUAACGAGCAGCUUGGACCACUUCAAAUCUCCCUAGGGAACAUGCUAAUUGACAUAACAAAAUUCCUCUUCAUCUUCCUUCUUGUAAUCACCUCAUUCGCCUGCGGAUUGCAUCAGCUGUACUAUUACUACGUCACUGAAACCAAUGAUAUGCGACCAGAGGCCUUUUCUUCGUGA